Messenger RNA from Acanthopagrus latus (yellowfin seabream), 2287 nucleotides. RefSeq names its product CoA synthase (gene coasy). The record is from RefSeq and is a predicted model, not a curated record. Gene Ontology annotation, biological process: coenzyme A biosynthetic process. Gene Ontology annotation, molecular function: ATP binding; dephospho-CoA kinase activity. The transcript is spliced from 10 exons. Lineage: Eukaryota; Metazoa; Chordata; Actinopteri; Spariformes; Sparidae. The coding region runs from base 234 to 1895 and encodes 553 amino acids.
GUCAGGCGUAAAUGACUUCCACCACAGCGAUUUGGACUGGAGUGGACUGGAUGAGACAGUUCCUCGCUGAAUAUUAGCGGAUUUACUCAGUAGCUGUGUGGACAGAAACACUCAUGUAGCUCGCUGUUGUUCCGCUCCUCGCGUCGCUUUCACAUUGUUAUCCCCUCACAGUGUUUGCCCCGCCCUCGAGCAGCGACCCCCUCACAACGCCUGAAUUUCCCUCCGCCAGUAACAUGUCCAUGUUCAGCACGGGCAUCCUUGUGCUGACGUCACCUCUCCACACCCUCCCUUUGCGCAUCGCUCCUGUGCUGAGCUCAGCCGCUCAGCUUGUGGAGCGAACGCUGUACGUCCACCUCCACCCCGGCCUGAACCUGGGAGGUGGGAGCCAGCCUCGGCCAGUUUUCAUUCCGCCGGUCGUGGACCUGUCGACGCUUAUUUCCCGCCUUUACAGCAACGCGGCUGACGUGUGCGGACACCUGGAUGUGCGCGUUUUGCUGACCAACGUUCGCGCCCAGUCCCAGGCGGUUUCAAAUGGCCCCUUCCCCUCGCCACAAUCUCUUUCUCACUCCCCGGAGGUGGUGCUUACAGACUUUCCUCUGCAGGACCCUGGAGAGUCCCAUCAGGUGACGCAGUGUCUGCAGAGGUACACGGGCCACUGCUACGUCUGUAGUCCCAGCCUGCCCUCGGUGCUGCUUCACCCACAGCUAAUGAAGCUGCAGGAGCAAGAGGAAGAGCUGAAAGAGCCCGAACAAAAGGCAGAGCCCUUGGAGACCUACAGCGAUGUGGUGGUAGGGGGGACGUUUGACCGGCUUCACGGGGCCCACAAGACGCUGCUCAACAUCUCAUGCCUUCUAGCCAACAGAAGGUUCCUCAUUGGUGUGUGUGACCAAGCAAUGCUGAAACAAAAGGUGCUCAAGGAGCUGAUCCAGCCCUACCCCCUGCGGGUCCAGAGACUGCAGGAGUUCCUGCAAGACAUCAAACCCUCGCUGCAGGUGGAGAUCGUGCCCCUCGACGAUCCCUUUGGAGUGUCCGUGGUCGACCCCCUGCUGCAGUGCAUUGUGGUUAGCGAGGAGACGAGAAGGGGAGGCGAGGCGGUCAACAGGAAACGCAUUGGGAACGGCCUUCCAGCUCUCAUCCUCCAUGAGAUUCAGCUGCUCAAGGAUGCCCACCACACUGAGACAGAGGAGGAGAAGAUCAGCUCCUCCAGCCUACGCUCGCGCCUGCUGGGCACCCUCCUCACCCCACUGAAGGACACGUCCCAUCUCGCUCCCCUUCCAUAUGUGAUCGGCCUGACGGGAGGCAGCGGCAGCGGGAAAAGCUCCAUCGCCAGGCAGCUGGAGGAUCUGGGGGCAGUCCGGAUCGACUGCGACAAGCUGGGCCAUGAGGUGUACCAGCCUGGCACAGCGGCAUAUCACAGAGUGCUGGAGGAAUUUGGGUCAGAUCUCCUGAAUGAAGAUAAAACCAUCAACAGACGUGCGUUAGGGAAGAAGGUUUUUGGAAACAAGGAGAGGUUAAAAGCCCUAACAGACAUUGUAUGGCCUGAGAUUGCACUUCUGGUGAAGGGCAGAAUCAGCCAAGCCAGACAAGAAGGUAAACAGGUGUGUGUGGUGGAUGCAGCGGUCCUUCUGGAGGCCGGCUGGACGGACAUGGUCCACGAGGUCUGGGUCACCGUCAUCCCUGAUGAGGAGGCAGUGUCAAGGAUAACGGAGCGAGACGGUGUGACCUCGGAAGAUGCCGAGCGCCGGCUGCAGAGCCAGUGGUCCAACGCCAAGCAAGUUGAACACGCCAACGUGGUGCUCAGCACGCUGUGGGAGAAGGAGGUCACUCGGAAACAGGUACUGAAAGCUUGGAAUCUUCUUCAGAAGAGAAUCCAACAGAGGCAAGAGGGACCGUAGGAACACGUGUGCGUCACUACAUCAUCUCAGCUGCGAGCGGCAAACACAGAACAAGCGUGUGUCGGGUCCAGGGACUCGUGUGCAUGUAUGACUGAUCGACAUGAGGAAACGCUGCCUUAGAAAGAAGUGAGAGCGGUUACUGUGCCAUCGUAGCAAAACCCAACAAGCUUCUUUGACCAAGACUCAGUGCCUGAUUCACUUUCCACCGGUUUUUAAAGUCUGGUUUUAUUUUUAGGAUGCUGUGUGAAAUGAAAGGGGGAGGGGGCAAAAAGACUUUAUAAUAGUAAUAGUAAUAAUAAUAAUAAUAAUGAUCCCUAAACAAAAUAAUAUUUGGAAUUCAAAUGCUGGAAUUCAUGUUCGGGAUUAAUAAAGUGUCACCUUAUCUCAAGAGA